This is a messenger RNA of Dunckerocampus dactyliophorus (ringed pipefish), 3533 nucleotides long. It is a transcript of the gene smarcd3b, whose product is annotated as SWI/SNF related, matrix associated, actin dependent regulator of chromatin, subfamily d, member 3b. The coding region runs from base 298 to 1785 and encodes 495 amino acids. Gene Ontology annotation, cellular component: nucleus; SWI/SNF complex. The record is from RefSeq and is a predicted model, not a curated record. Gene Ontology annotation, biological process: regulation of transcription by RNA polymerase II. The transcript is spliced from 14 exons. Lineage: Eukaryota; Metazoa; Chordata; Actinopteri; Syngnathiformes; Syngnathidae.
CCUGCUCGCAGACCGCGCCUGCGCCCCUGCUUCCUUCCCCCAGCCGAGGUUUCACCAAUCCGGGCUUUGGCUCCACCAUCCCCGGCGUCCCAACAGGCCAGCAGCGGCGCUAACAAGUCUCCCCUCGCGGUCCAUCCGAUGGGGAAGUGAGACUCGGUGGCUUGGAGUGCUUGGCUGCUGAGAAGCCGUGAGGAAGUUGAGGAGUGACCUGACGGAACCGGACCGCACCGCACCGGACCGGGCGCCUCUCCGCGGAGACACAUCCGACACUUGGUGUUGUUGAGUCGGCUAAAAAGGAUGGAGAGAAAGCGUCCUGGCAUGCCGUCUGGGGCGAGGAUGCCCCACCAGGGAGCUCCCAUGGGCCCCCCCGGUCCGCCGUACGGAGGGAACCCGGCGGUGCGGCCCGGCCUGCCCUCCCCAGUGAUGGAGGCCAGUCGCAAGAGGCCCGCCCCCUCCCAGCAGGUCCAGCAACAGCAGCAGCAGCAGCAGCAGCAACAGCAGCAGCAGGCCGUCCAGAACCGGGCCAGAAAGAAGCCGCUUGGAUUCCCUGGAGCCAGCGAGAUGCCGACGAGGCCCAUGGACUUGCGAGAGCCCCAAUCAGAUCCCACGCUCGGAUCAAAUGCUAAGAGGAGGAAAAUGGCAGACAAGAUUCUUCCGCAAAGGAUCCGCGAGCUGGUUCCCGAGUCCCAGGCCUACAUGGACCUGCUGGCCUUUGAGCGCAAACUGGACCAGACCAUCAUGCGCAAACGCGUGGACAUCCAGGAGGCGCUGAAGCGUCCCAUGAAGCAGCAGAAGCGCAAACUGAGGCUGUACAUAUCCAACACCUUCAAUCCGGCGCGGCCCGACGCCGACGACUCCGACGGCAGCAUCGCGUCGUGGGAGCUGCGAGUGGAGGGCAAGCUGCUGGACGACCCGGGAAAACAGAAGAAGAAGUUCUCCUCGUUUUUUAAGAGCCUGGUGAUCGAGCUGGACAAAGACCUCUACGGUCCUGACAACCACCUGGUGGAGUGGCACCGCACAGCCACGACGCAGGAAACAGACGGCUUCCAGGUGAAGAGGCCUGGAGAUGUGAGCGUGCGUUGUACGCUGCUGCUGAUGCUGGACUACCAGCCCCCUCAGUUCAAGCUGGACCCCCGGCUUGCACGCCUGCUGGGCAUCCACACUCAGACGCGCUCGUGCAUCAUCCAAGCGCUGUGGCAGUACGUGAAGACCAACAAGCUGCAAGACUCCCACGACAAGGAGUACAUCAACUGUGACAAGUACUUCCAGCAGAUUUUCGACUGUCCCCGACUGAAGUUCUCAGAGAUCCCUCAGCGCCUCACCAACCUCCUGCUGCCCCCCGACCCCAUCGUCAUCAACCACGUCAUCAGCGUGGACCCCAACGACCAGAAGAAGACGGCCUGCUACGACAUUGACGUAGAGGUGGAAGACCCCCUGAAGAGCCAGAUGAGCAGCUUCCUCCUGUCCACCGCCAACCAGCAGGAAAUCGCCACGCUGGACAACAAGAUCCACGAGACCAUCGAGUCCAUCAACCAGCUAAAGAUCCAAAGGGACUUCAUGCUCAGCUUCUCCCGAGACCCCAAAGGCUACAUCCAGGACUGGCUCAAGUCCCAGAGCAGAGACCUCAAGUUAAUGACAGACGUGGUGGGGAACCCCGAGGAGGAGCGCAGGGCGGCCUUUUAUCAUGAGCCCUGGUCCCAGGAGGCGGUCAGCCGCUACUUCUACUGUAAGAUCCAGCAGAGGAGGCAGGAGCUGGAGCAGGCCUUGGCAGUCCGCAACACCUAAACAGAGACCCUCUGCAGUCGUGUGUGUGUGUGUUUGGGUAUAUGUGUUUGUGGCGCAGAUGUCCGCCGAGGCCAAACAAGUCUAAUUUACAACAUUAGGUACACCGGCACUGCAUCAUACUAAGAGCUGUUUCUAAUAUCCCACCCAUUAUGUAGCUAAAUAAUGUCAUUGAUGUGAGAAACAGUGCUCCAUAUGAUUCAGUCAUUGAAAUAAAAAAACACAAUCACAAUAAUUAACAUAUUGUUACAUUUAUACAUCUUUAUAAAGACAGACGUUAACGAGGGUCGUUGCAGUUCCACGUAAAUCCUCUAGGCGUCGGUAGUGCUCGUUUUAAGCUUUUGCCAACUGUCAAAAGUAGAAGACGUUUCUAGCCUCUACGACCUGGACUGGGAUGCUAAAAACGGUGAUUAAAAAAAGUAGGCUUCUCUUUAAUCUAUUAAUUAUUAUUACGUGACAUUAUAUGUGCCAAAAAAGUCGGCACAGAGGUACACAUUUACACGCAACAACAGCGUUCGUAACAUGUUUUUCGCCGACCUGGACAGCCAUUUUGCGCAGGCGCGGUGAGGGGUAAAGCGCCCCUCCCAACUAUUAAAAGGGAAAAUAAUAAAUAAAGGGUGUCACGAAACAUAACUUGAUUUAGUGCAGGUUAUGAAAGAAAUCCAGCCUGCGCUUGUGUAUUUGGGCUAAGAGGGUACGUGUGUUUUUGUCAUGUUUGAAAGUAAUAACACCAGCACUGAAUGCAGCUAUCCGCAUACUCCGUGUUCCUAAACCAAUCAGAAGACUUCCAAAGCGUUUCACUUACUUUUCCCACAUCAGUGUUAUGCAAAUCAACUGAAGUAUUGAUCCUCUUCAACCAGUCAUAGCAUUGAAAAGUGAUUGGCUGGUGUUGUGUCAUGAAGAGAGUGUUUACCAAAGGUUCAUCGCUAAAGCAGAAAUGGGCAAAUAUCACACCUGGGCUACAAAAUGUGUACCAAAAUCAAUUAGUAGCUGAGUAAGUUGUCCAUUUCUUUGCUUUCUCUUACAUUAAAUGAAGAAUCGUGUUUCUUGUCAACGUGCAAGCUAUGUGAAUGUAAAUAUGUUUUAUGUACAGUAUCCAACAAGCUGUGUGUGGGUUCAUUUUGAGCCGUGGUAGAUGCUGCAACAGAGGGAGACCUCCCUAUCCUCCCCUGAAAUCUUAGUAGCGCUAACACACAAUCUCCACCUUCUUUGUCACGACGUGUAUGUAUAUGUUGUCAUGUCCCACGGAGGAUGUGUUGUAUCCUCAUCAGGAAGACGGUGGUCCUUCCUUUGCACUGUGCUGUAAAUUCUCUGCCUUUUCAUCGCAGGCGUCACCAUUCACUCACACUUCACGAUGGCCUAUGCAUGCUCUGUGGACUUAUGAACACUAUAAUGUAAAUAUAUAUAUAAGUACGGGUGGCAUAGCGGCCUUCUGGAACGUUUUAUUGCCAAAAAUAACACGAUUUGCUACCAGCAAAUGAGUGUUUUUGUUACUAGUAGGACAGGACUGCAUUAAUAAUCAGUAGUGAUUUGUGAGGUUUUUUUGUAGUAGUCAUACAGCUGUGACUCAAUAGCUCCCUCUGGUGUACGGGAGAAUUGUGUUCACUCUGCAUGUUUUAAAGGGAGAGUACCGCUCUUCAGUUGUGUUUAACACAAAAAAAAUGAGCAAAAAAAAAAAAAAAGGGAGUGACCUUGUGAGACGGACUGGAUGUAAAUAAACAAGCGCUUGCCAAAGUUUGUAAAUGCCACAA